GCGCUUUUUCUAGAAGGCCGGCUUAAUAAUGGAUAAAGGAGGGCGACUGAAGCCUGAUCGACGGAAGCGACUCGCGAGCGGCUUCAACGCUUGCCCCCUCGUUCGUUCUCAUCUGACCUGCCUCCAGGCUUAGGGUUUCUUCUUUCCAACUUCUCUCAGGUAUCAUCACCGACAAGCAAAGAUUUCAAAAGAUCCAUUUCUUCGGAAAUUUUAGACAGAUAAUUCUGGAAUUCAUCUUUAUAUCUCGUUUCAUGUCGAUCUUCUUGAUUUCUCGGUCUUUUUCUUGCGUAAAUUUGUUCGCACAGGGGUUUAAUUUCUUGAAAUUCAGAUAAUAGGCUUAGUUGGAUUCCGUUCUGAGAAAUAUUUGGUCGCUUUAGUGGAAGUUGAUCGCUAUGGCGUGGUUUAGAGCUGCGUCUGGGGUAGCUAGAUCGGCCCUGAGAAGAAACCUAUCUCAGAUGCCUCAUCACAUCGCCAGAACUCGUGCUGUUCCUUCUCCUACUCGUUGCUUCCAUUCUACGAGCUUUAGACCCAAGGCCGCCCCGGUUCCCCGCCCCGUGCCCCUCUCCAGGCUCACUGAUAGCUUCCUCGAUGGCACGAGCAGCGUCUACUUGGAGGAGCUGCAGCGAGCCUGGGAGAACGACCCCAGCAGUGUGGACGAGUCAUGGGACAACUUCUUUAGAAACUUUGUUGGUCAAGCUGCCACUUCUCCGGGAAUCUCCGGCCAGACCAUCCAAGAGAGCAUGCGGUUGCUGCUCCUGGUUAGGGCCUACCAAGUCAGGGGCCACAUGAAGGCCAAGCUCGAUCCUUUAGGUUUAGAGAACUGGGAAAUUCCCGAGGAUUUGGACCCGUCUUUGUAUGGAUUCACCGAGGCUGAUUUGGAUCGAGAGUUCUUCCUUGGGGUGUGGAGGAUGUCGGGCUUCUUGUCAGAGAAUCGCCCUGUCCAGACCCUUCGGUCUAUUUUAAACAGGCUCGAGCAGGCUUACUGUGGGAGUAUCGGGUACGAGUACAUGCACAUUCCUGAUCGUGAAAAGUGCAAUUGGUUGAGAGAAAAGAUUGAGACGGUGAAACCGAGGGAGUACAGUAUGGAGCGCCGUGAGGUCAUGCUUGAUAGGCUUAUUUGGAGCACGCAGUUUGAGAAUUUCUUGGCUACGAAGUGGACUGCUGCGAAGAGGUUUGGUCUUGAAGGUGCGGAGACUUUGAUUCCGGGCAUGAAGGAGAUGUUCGAUAGAGCGGCUGAUUUGGGGGUGGAAAGCAUUGUGAUUGGAAUGUCUCAUAGGGGAAGGUUGAAUGUUUUGGGCAAUGUCGUCCGGAAGCCUUUGCGUCAGAUUUUCAGUGAAUUUAGUGGUGGUACGAAGCCUGUUGAAGAGGGAGAGGGGUUGUACACUGGAUCAGGAGAUGUGAAAUAUCAUCUGGGUACUUCGUAUGAUAGGCCCACCAGAGGUGGGAAAAGGAUACAUCUAUCUUUAGUUGCGAAUCCAAGUCAUUUAGAAGCAGUUGAUCCACUCGUGGUUGGGAAGACUCGGGCAAAACAGUACUAUUCAAAUGAUACCGAGAGGACAAAGAAUGUGGGAGUUUUGAUUCAUGGCGAUGGAAGCUUUGCAGGGCAGGGUGUGGUUUAUGAGACCUUGCAUCUGAGUGCUCUCCCCAACUACACAACUGGUGGAACAAUUCACAUUGUUGUGAACAAUCAAGUUGCAUUUACAACUGAUCCAAAGUCUGGGAGGUCUUCGCAGUAUUGUACAGAUGUAGCUAAAGCAUUAAAUGCUCCAAUUUUCCAUGUGAAUGGCGAUGAUUUGGAAGCAGUGGUCCAUGCUUGUGAACUUGCAGCAGAGUGGCGUCAGACAUUCCAUUCGGAUGUGGUGGUUGAUGUUGUUUGUUACCGUAGAUUUGGGCACAAUGAAAUUGAUGAACCCUCUUUCACACAGCCUAAAAUGUAUCAGGUGAUUCGAAACCAUCCAAGUGCGCUUGAGAUAUACCAAAACAAGCUUCUACAAUCAGGGCAGAUAUCUAAAGAAGAUAUUGAGAGAAUACGCAAUAAAGUCAAUUCCAUUCUGAAUGAAGAAUUUAUUAACAGCAAAGACUACGUUCCAAGGAGGAGGGAUUGGCUUUCAGCUUAUUGGGCUGGAUUUAAAUCACCUGAACAAAUUUCACGUAUUAGGAAUACUGGUGUCAAACCUGAAAUACUGAAACGUGUCGGGGAAGCCAUUACAAUCCUUCCUGAAAAUUUUAAGCCUCACAGAGCUGUAAAGAAGAUUUUUGAGCAACGUGCUCAGAUGAUUGAAACAGGGGAAGGCAUUGACUGGGCAGUUUCAGAAGCACUUGCUUUUGCCACUCUUAUAGUGGAAGGUAAUCAUGUCAGGUUAAGUGGGCAGGAUGUCGAAAGAGGCACUUUCAGUCAUCGGCAUGCAGUCAUUCAUGAUCAGGAAACUGGAGAGAAGUACUGCCCGCUAGACCAUCUUCUGAUGAACCAAGAUGAGGAGAUGUUUACUGUUAGCAACAGCUCUCUUUCAGAGUUUGCUGUCCUUGGAUUUGAAUUGGGUUACUCAAUGGAAAAUCCUAACUCAUUAGUACUUUGGGAAGCUCAGUUUGGUGACUUUGCGAAUGGUGCCCAAGUCAUUUUCGAUCAGUUUCUAAGUAGUGGAGAGUCAAAGUGGCUUCGCCAAACAGGGCUUACGGUUUUGCUUCCCCAUGGUUAUGAUGGUCAAGGCCCUGAACAUUCAAGCGCACGAUUGGAGCGCUUUCUCCAGAUGAGCGAUGACAACCCUUAUGUAAUACCUGAGAUGGAUCCAACACUCAGAAAACAGAUUCAAGAGUGCAAUUGGCAAGUAGUGAAUGUCACAACACCUGCAAACUAUUUUCAUGUUUUGCGGCGGCAGAUACACAGAGAUUUCCGGAAACCUCUAAUUGUGAUGUCACCAAAGAACCUGCUUCGGCACAAGGACUGCAAGUCACAUCUUUCUGAAUUUGACGAUCUCAUAGGGCACCCUGGAUUUGAUAAGCAAGGGACACGCUUCAAGCGCCUCAUAAAAGAUCAGAAUGACCAUAAAGAUCUUGAGGAGGGUAUUAAUCGACUGGUUUUGUGCUCUGGAAAGUUGUAUUAUGAACUGGAUGAAGAACGAAAGAAAAAGGAUCGCAAGGAUGUUGCAAUCUGUAGAGUUGAGCAGCUCUGCCCAUUCCCAUAUGACCUGAUCCAGAGAGAACUGAAGCGAUAUCCAAAUGCAGAGAUUGUUUGGUGCCAGGAAGAGCCAAUGAACAUGGGCGCAUACCAUUAUGUUGCCCCUCGUUUGUAUACUGCCAUGAGGACACUUGGCAGAGGGACUAUAGAAGACAUUAACUAUGUUGGAAGGGCACCAUCUGCUGCCACAGCAACUGGUUUCUAUUCUGUUCAUGUGCAAGAGCAGACCGAGAUUAUUCAGAAGUCAAUGCAGCAAGAGCCAAUUAGAUACCCAUACUGAACUUUCUUCCAGUUCCAACAAGAAUAAACGUGUGCAAGUUCUCUGAAAUUUCACAUUCCUUUUCCGGAGUUGAUGUGCAUCAACUCGUGUAAUUGUCUUUUACUGGCUGAAUGAAUUCAGUGGUGUAUUUCUGCUGCUGUAUUUUGGAAACGUAUACCAACUUUACAAAAUGUUCUCUUGCUUAUUUGAUCCUUGCAGUA
This is a messenger RNA of Phoenix dactylifera (date palm), 3655 nucleotides long. RefSeq lists its product as uncharacterized. Gene Ontology annotation, molecular function: oxoglutarate dehydrogenase (succinyl-transferring) activity; thiamine pyrophosphate binding. The record is from RefSeq and is a predicted model, not a curated record. NCBI's taxonomy places the organism in Eukaryota, Viridiplantae, Streptophyta, Magnoliopsida, Arecales, Arecaceae. Gene Ontology annotation, biological process: tricarboxylic acid cycle. Gene Ontology annotation, cellular component: mitochondrion; oxoglutarate dehydrogenase complex.